AGCCUGUCUUUUGCUUAUAAAACAAACAUCAUUGAAAAAAUUAAUUUCUGUUUACUCUGAAAUAUAUUAUAUGCUAUUCUAUACUUAUUUAUGUGAAUAAUUUAAAAUUAUUUCUAUUUGCUUUUCUUGCAUGUUUAUAAAUGUGUGAAUUGUGAUAAUAAUUAUCUAUAAUAAACUUCAAUUGGAAUCAUGACUACAUCUAACCUUAAACUGUUAUGCAGUAACUUUUGCAAACUGAGAUUAGAUAACAUGGUAACAAGAUCUAAUUCAUACUAUAAGCCAAGGUAUCGCCCUCCACAUUGGUAUAUGCCUAAGGAUAGAGUGAUGACUGAUGACAUGGUAACUCAGGAAAAUAAGCAAUUUAUUGAAGAAGUGAUGAAGGACAAGCUUAAAAUGCAAACAGAAAUGAAAUCACCAUUAGUUGAAGGUGAUGUGCAACAAACUGUCCAGUGGUCUCCAUUUAUCAAACGAACAGGUCUCAUAGCACGUAAAAUUGGAAAUUAUCCUGUGUGGGAUAAAAGUGGAAAGAAAUUACAGACUACUUUAUUACAGGUUGUUGACAAUCAUGUUAUAAAGUAUAUUCCUCCUGAAGAAUAUAAGCCAAUGAGAAACUCAACGCAAAGUGGUAUAAGAACACAAAGACAUGGAUGUUUAUUAAUUGGUUCACAAACUAUAGACCCGAGUACUGUGACCAAAGAUUAUUGUGGUAUAUUCGACAGUGUUGGAAUGCUACCAAAACAGCAUUUGUGCCGAUUUUUAAUUUCACCAGAAGCUGCCUUGCCCACUGGAACUCCAUUGUUUGCAACACACUUUAGAGUUGGAGAUUAUAUAGACAUUCGAGCAAAAACUAUUGAUAGAGGUUUUCAAGGUGUUAUAAAACGAUGGGGAUUUAAGGGUAUGCCUGCAUCUCAUGGUGUAACUAAGACCCACAGAAGACCAGGAAAUAUCGGUGGAGGUGGAGAAAAAGGCCGUGUCUGGCCUGGUACAAAAAUGCCUGGACAUAUGGGUAACAGGUGGAGGAUUUUACGAGGUGUAAAAAUUCUUCGAAUCAACACAAAAUAUAAUGUUAUAUGGGCUCUUGGAGUCGCAAUACCGGGUGAAACCGGUGCAAUGUGCUAUUUGUAUGACACUGUGCUACCACUGAAGAAAUUAAAAACGGCCCCACCCUUUCCAACACAUCCUCCAAUGUCUGAUCUACCUUUAGAAUAUUACGAUGAAUCGAUUCAUCCGUUUGAUGACUCUACUAUAACUUUGGAUGACGCCUAAUAAAAUCUAUUAGAAUAAGAUGAAUUAAUAAUAAAUUGCUUAAGAAAAUAUAAAUGUUAUAACAA
This is a messenger RNA of Galleria mellonella (greater wax moth), 1331 nucleotides long. It is a transcript of the gene mRpL3, whose product is annotated as 39S ribosomal protein L3, mitochondrial. Gene Ontology annotation, biological process: translation. Gene Ontology annotation, cellular component: mitochondrial large ribosomal subunit; ribosome. NCBI's taxonomy places the organism in Eukaryota, Metazoa, Arthropoda, Insecta, Lepidoptera, Pyralidae. The record is from RefSeq and is a predicted model, not a curated record. The coding region runs from base 190 to 1266 and encodes 358 amino acids. The transcript is spliced from 6 exons. Gene Ontology annotation, molecular function: structural constituent of ribosome.